AUGGCUGCCCUUGCAUCCAGCGAGCUUGAUUGGAGCAAGAUUACUCUCGAGCCCGUAAUGGCUCCUACACCAACUGCAACUGGCGGCCUGGACCUGUCCGGCAUCGUCCUUGACGGUCCAGGCACCACGUCAGCCGCAGUUGGCAUCGACUUGUCAGGCUACACCCUCGAGCCGCCGGAGAGUGAUACUCCUGCGGCCGCAGACCUGGACUGGUUCAGUGUCAGCCCCGAGGGAACGACAAGUCCAACAACUACGGGCCCUAAAGCAGAUGUUCCGGAGACUGCUGAAGAUUCCCCGAGUGGCAGCACCUGUGCGGCUAGCAGGGGGUGGCCAGCAGAGCUCGUUGGCGUUCUCAUCGCGAUCAGUCUGCUUGGACUGAUCGCCAGCAGCGUGCAACUCUACCUUCUGAAGAAGAUCGUGAAACAGACGCUGGUACCGGAGGAGGUCGACGUCGAGCUAGGGAGCAGCUUUCUGGCUGGUCGUGGCUUCAUCUACUUGGAGGCAAUCGAGAACGACGACACCAAGGACUUCUAUCCGAUCGUCGCUUCCUUGGGUCGUCCCUACUAG
Perkinsus marinus ATCC 50983 is the source of this 567-nucleotide messenger RNA. RefSeq lists its product as hypothetical. NCBI's taxonomy places the organism in Eukaryota, Perkinsozoa, Perkinsida, Perkinsidae. The coding region runs from base 1 to 567 and encodes 188 amino acids. The transcript is spliced from 3 exons. The record is from RefSeq and is a predicted model, not a curated record.